GAGUCUCCUUUUUUCUGGUUCAUGCCGCCCGCGCGCUCCUCAGGCCCCGCCUCCACACCCAGUUUCGGGGGUCGCCUGGUAAGGUGAAAUCCUUGGACCCCCUCGUCCCUCUUGCUGGGAGGUCGUCCCUAUCGCCUCUCGUGGCAUCGCCAUAAGACGUUCCGAGUCCUGUCGCUCGGUGCGGGACCCGGGAGUCUGCGUUCGUUUCUGGUUAAAAUCGCUCUGAGGCGGUACGGGCCCCAACCUUGCUGCCUUCGGCUCUUGUAGACACCGAUCGCUCUGCCGAUCGCUUUUCUGCUCAGAACCUUUCUCGGAUUCCCGACUCUGCCCCCACCCCCACCCGCGCCGGUACAGUGGUCCCUCCGGAAGUGGAUGCAGGCCCUUGGCUCCGCUCCAGGGAGGGCAGAGGGGCAACAGAGAUGGCGGGGAAGAGGCAGGAAUCUGCGGAGUUAGGGGGCCAUCAGAAAGUUUGGGGAGAAAGAACGGCAGGGAUUGAAACAGGUUGCAGUAGAGUGGGGUCCAAGUGUUGGAGGAGGAAUAGCGAGGGAGGGAAACAGAAGGAUGCGGAAACAGAGGGAAACACAGAUGGACAAAAGGAGAGAAGAGAAACAAGGACAAGGAGAGACAUAUACAGAGAACACGUAGUGGUCUCGGAGAAAGCACAGGACCCAAACCCAGAUGUUGGAAGGAUGGGCUGGAUUGAUGUGGAACUUUAUUCCAACAGAGCCCAUCUGUUUAUGAUGCAGAGAUUGCUCAGAGCUCAUCUCCACAGAAUAACCUUAUCUGAGAAAGAAACCCAGAAGAAGAGGGGAAAAAAGGAGGAAUGGCUCUUUCCCAGAUUCCAUCUCACUGUGACCCAGUGACGUGGAACUUGGGAAGAGGCUCCUUUUAGGUCGUCAUCCUGUGAAGGAUUUUCUUUGCAGGCAUUGACUGGAGGUAGGGAGUAGGGCGUGUGGUGUCAGUGAGGUUGGACAUUAAGGAUUCUUCAGAGACCCCUUCUGGAUGCCCUUUCAGCUCAUACAGAUCAAGGUUAAAGAGAUUACAUAUGGACGGUUGACCUUCAGGGAUGUGGCCAUAGAAUUCUCUCAGGACGAGUGGGAGUGCCUGGACCCUGCCCAGAGGGCCUUGUACAGGGACGUGAUGGUGGAGAACUACUGGAACCUGAUGUCCCUGGGUGAGGACAGUUUCCCUCCAGAAGUUGGAAGCCUUUCUGCUGGAUUUACAAUCAAGGAAUUACCACCAAUAGAGGACAAUAAUAAAGGAAAAUUAUACCACUUAGUGAUAUUGGAGAGAAAUGAAAACCAUGGCAUCAAGGAUUUGGAUCUCAAGGAAGUCUGGGAAAAUAUGCAUGAGUUUGAGAGUCAGUGGAGAUAUGAUGCAAAAAAUUACAAAGAAGUGCCUUUGACACAUAACAAAAAUCUCACUCAUAGAAAAGAUCAGCAACUUAAUAAGUCCUCAAUUACUUUUCCUCAAAAGCCGAGUAUUUCUGCAAGAAAUAAUACAUACCAAUAUUUCAUGCAUGAUGAGCCAUUUGUAAGGCAUUUGUUAAAAAUGGAAAAUAACAUAAGUGGUGCUGGAAACUGGUACAUAAACUGUUUGGAAAAUAGAACUGGAUUGAGUUUGCAGGCACACCUGGCUGACCUGUGGAGAUUUCAUACUGAGGAAAAAAUGUAUGAAUGUAAUCAAGUUGAGAAAUCUGUCAACAGUGGUUCCUCUGUUUCACCACUUCAGAGAAUUCCUCCUAGUAUCAAAAACAUUUGGAAUAAAUAUAGGAAGAUUUUAAAAUAUCCUUUGUUACCUGCACAAUACAGAAGAGCAUACACUAGAGGAAAAUCUUACAAAUGUAAUGACUGUGGGAAGGGUUUUAGCAAAAGCUCGAACCUCAUGAGUCAUGAGAGAAUUCAUUCAGGACAGAGACCUUACAAAUGUAAUGAAUGUGGCAAAGCCUUUACGGAGCGUUCACAUCUUACUCAACAUAAGAAAAUCCAUACUGGAGAGAAACCUUACAAAUGUAAUGAGUGUGGCAAGGCCUUUAACCAGUGUUCGAACCUCACUAGACAUCAGAGAGUCCAUACAGGAGAGAAACCAUAUAAAUGUAACAUAUGUGGUAAGGUCUGUAGUCAAAAUUCAAACCUUGCAAAUCAUCAGAGAAUGCAUACUGGAGAGAAACCUUACAAAUGUAAUGAAUGUGGGAAGGCUUUUAUCCAACGUUCACACCUUUGGAGUCACAAGAGAAUUCAUACUGGUGAGAAACCUUACAAAUGUAAUGAAUGCAGCAAAGCCUUUGCUGAACGUUCAAGCCUUACUCAACAUAAGAAAAUCCAUACCGGAGAGAAACCUUACAAAUGUAAUGAGUGUGGCAAAGCUUUUAAGCAGUGCUCACACCUCAUUAGACAUCAGAAUACACAUCCUGGAGAGAAACCACACAAAUGUGAUGUAUGUGGCAAGGCUUUUAUCCAAAGCUCUAGCCUUAUAGAACAUCAGAGAAUUCAUACAGGAGAAAAACCUUAUAAAUGUAAUAAAUGUGAUAAGGCUUUUAUCAGACGGUCACACCUAUGGGGUCAUGAGAGAACUCAUACUGGAGAGAAACCUUACAAAUGCAGUGAGUGUGGCAAAGCUUUUGCUGAGCGUUCAAAUCUUACUCAACAUAGAAAAAUCCAUACUGGGGAGAAACCUUACAAAUGUAAUGAGUGUGGCAAAGCUUUUACCCAAUUUGCAAACCUUACUAGGCAUCAGAAAAUACACACUGGAGAGAAACCACACAAAUGUGAUGUGUGUGACAAGGCUUUUAUCCAAAGUUCAAGCCUUAUGGAACAUCAGAGAAUUCAUACAGGAGAAAAACCUUAUAAAUGUAAUAAAUGUGAUAAGGCUUUUAUUAAACGUUCUCACCUUUGGGGUCAUGAGAGAACUCAUACUGGAGAGAAACCUUAUAAAUGUAAUGAGUGUGGCAAAGCCUUUACGGAGCGUUCACAUCUUACUCAGCAUAAGAAAAUCCACACUGGAGAGAAACCUUAUAAAUGUAAUGAGUGUGGUAAAGCUUUUACCCAGUUUGCAAAACUAACUAGGCAUCAGAAAAUACAUAGUGAAAAGAAACAUCAUAAAUCUAGUAUGUGUGCCAGUGGUUUUAUUCAAAGUUCAAGCUUUGGGGAUCUUCAAAGAACUCAUAGUAGAAAGAAACCUUACAAAUAAAAUGAUUAAGCAAGUGGUCAAGCCUUAUUCAACAUCAGAGAUUCCAUCAUGGAGAGGAACCAUAUGAAAUUAAUAUAUGUGGCAAAGCUUGUAACCAGGGGCUUACACCUCACUUGAUACCAGAAUAUAAACCUCUAAAAGAAAGCACACAAAUGUAAUGUAUGGCAAGGCUUAGCCAAAGUUUAUACCUUGUGGAACAUAACAGUUCUUACUAGAUAAAAACCUUGCGAAUGUAAUGAGUGUGAUCAUCUUUGUAAAACAGGCAAAUGGGAUUAAGAGGUAUAAAUUUCCAGUGAUUAAAAAAAAACACAACUUUGUGGUCAUGAAUUCAUAUGAGAUGGACACCAUACAAAUGUGUCAAGGUCUUUACCUGAGGAAACACCAAAGAAUUCAUACUGGUCAAAAACUUACAAAUGUAAUGAAGGUGAUAAUUUGUUUAGCCAAUUCUCUAAACGGACUACAAUAAGAAAAUUCAUACUAGGGGGAUGUAGGUCUGUUUUGAGGAUUAACCAAUCUUAGAUGUUAAAUUCCACCGAAAAUUUAAGUUAUUUAAAACUAACGAGAUGAUGUGUGUCAAUAGAACGAGGAUAUCUGUGGAAAGACUACUAUCUUCAGCUUAUACUUUUUAAAAAAUAUUUUAAGUAAUCUCAGCACCCCAUGUGGAAUUCAGAUCCACAACCCCAAGAGUUGCAUGCUCUUCUGAGCCAGCCAAAAGCUCCUAUAAAUUUUUUAAAAUUAUUUGAGGUUUCUUGAGGCUGCAUUAUUAUUGAUGACUUACAUCCUGAAGUUUGGAAUCCAUUGAUGUUAUACUUUAAUUACAUGAAUUUCAUGAGACCAUAAUGGUCUCAGAAGGGGUCAGUAAGGUGAAAGCACCGAGUUCAUUAGGUGGGGCUUAUACCUAUGUAACCUGGAAAAACUAGGAUACUAAUUUUAAGAUACAGUAUGGUGUAAGUUUGAGAGCAUAGGGAGUGUCAGGGAAUAGUGUAAAACUGUUACCUAAAUUGCCAUGUUUUCUGUGAUCACAGCAUCUUCUCUAGAUUUGUUGGUAUGAUUGAGGGCCUUUGUUGAGGAUGAUUAUAGGAAAGGAUGAUCAUGAAACAGAGUAUGCUAGGACAUUGAGAGAAUGAGAUUUUCAUGUGAGUAGAAGGACAGGUUACUAGGGAUGGCAUAUGUGGUAGAAAAAAAAUUGAGGGGGAAUGAUGAGCUCUCCCUCUUUUGAAAGGUAAUAGUUGUUGUAUAUCAUAGAUUAGUAAAAAUUAGUCUUAUUUUUGGAAACUGAAGAAAAAGUUCUAGAGGACAUUUUAAUCAAAAGAAUGAGAGUGGUAUGCUUGUGAAGGAUUCAAAUUUGGCCACUGAAAUUGUAUUUUGAUACUAUUUGAUUUAGGAUAUUAUAAAUUCUCAUAUCUUAAGUAAAAUAGAAACUUUUUUCCUUUUUUUUUUUGUAACACUGAAUGAAUCAUACGCCUUUUAUUAGCCCGAGUGCAUCCCACCUCAUCAGGGCAUUUCAUAAUGAACACUAAUACAUCCUUGGGCUCCCUAGGUUGAAUGUCAUCCAUAACAAUUUUCCUCCAUGUUAGAUUCACACAACAUACAGUCUUGGAAAUACAUAUUCAUAAUUUGAAUUUGAAAGUUAUGCAAUUUCAAACUCUCACCCUCGAAAACUUGCCUCCCUGUUCAUGAACAUACACUGAUUAUAUUUCUACAUGCCUUUCUUUUGUGCUGAAAUGAGGCCCAUGGGUUGUACCUUUACAUGAAAUGAAAAUAGAAAAGUAGUAAGCAUAUGAAAAGUAUUCGGAAAUUUCAGAAAUAAGGAUAAAGAUAAUCUCUUGGGCUGGAGUGCUCAGGAAAAUAAACUGAAAAGAUCAAUGUUCAUUGAGUUUACUCAAGAACGAACACUGACACAAUGGGAAUCUUGAUAGCUAGCAAAUGCAUAUAGUUACCCUCUAAAACAUUUUUUGCUAGUUUGCACUUGUGCUUACUCCACUGGAACAGGAUGUUUGGAUGUCAUGAAUGAGGACUCCAAACAAAGUGUUAUGAGAAUGUUUAUUACAUAAUGAUGCUUUCUGGGGAGAUCAAGAUAGACCUCAGAUUGUUCUAAAAGUGGCUAGAGAACUUAGGGAAUGGCGACUGGUUUGUUAUGAUGGAUACUAUGUGGGGCUGGGGUGAUGGCACUUACAGUGUGAACGUUCAACUAAUGCCAAGGGAAGGGGCACCCAGGCUUUAUUAUUAGCUUGCCCUGCCCAGAUGGGCAGAAUAGUAAGAGAUUAUAAUGAGGCUUAACAGGUAUCAUUUGUCAGACAUCAAAAAUGGAGUCAGACUCUUUAAUGUAAAACUGAAUGUUUACUCCUGACUUCGUAGGGGAAGGCCACAAUCUUCCUCAUGCUAACACACUACUUUCCCUUUCCUGGUGCACAUACAGACCCCGCUGCACAAUAUGAUUGUUGAAAAUGGUGAGAUACUGUUUCGAUAAAUUACCUAAGGUAUCUGUACACAUCUGAAGUCACAAUCAUAUUUCUAUUAAGUUAUAGUCGAAUAUUAAAAUACAUGUGGAAGUCAUAGAAUAUGUCCCAGCUACAAGCCUUUUGUAAAUCUCUCAUUAAGGUAGAAUGGAAUGAAUGGGAUCUCAAAAUCAGUCCUUUCAUUUCUCUACCAAGAUACUAGAAUCAGAAUAUCUGUAUUGAAACUUGGCAAAUUAUUUUAGUUGUAGGUUCAGAUAAACAAAAUUGUAAUAAAAUUACAAUAAAAUUUCAAAGGAAAUAAAUAAAUCUUCAAGUUAGGAAACCCUGGACUAAUAAUUUUUGAAUCCAUUUGGAACACCUAUCAAGCUGGUCAUGAGUUGCAUGGAACAUACUCUCAGGAUAAAGAACAAAGUCUGCUGAAAACUCUUCCCACAGUUAUCCUUGACUACCUUGUCAUUUAGUAUUAAUAAGGGGUAUUAUUAAUUUGGUCUGCAAAAUGUUUUCUCUAACAUCUUUUUCUUUUACCUUCUGUUGUUUAGGGAUGAAUAUGAAAUUUGAAAAGUCCCUAAUACCCUUAUUAAAGUUCCAUUAUUAAAAUUUCUAGCUAGUUGGAAAAACUUCCUGGGAUUAUCAUUUCCACAUAAGACAAAAACCUAAUAAUGAAAAGGCUUUGCCCCUCACCCUUGGUCAUACAGUGGCCAUCCUGCUCUAAGGAGAGGGCUGAGUGCUAAUGGAGGUAGAGCAGGCAGAGAAUUGCCCAGGGAACCUGUCACAUCCCACAUCACAACUCUGGGCUUCCUGUUACUUGGGAAUGAUAAACCACCUAUUUGUUUCAGCCACUGUUUUCCAGGAGGUCACUCACAAAGACAGUCCUACCUGACCAAAAAGAUGAAUAUAUUGUAUUGAGAGUAGAAUGGAGCAUUUGAGAGGGGUUCUUGAAUUUAAAAUUUUGUAGCUUAGAAAAGCUUCAUUAAAACAUCCCUUCAG
Molecule: messenger RNA, 6635 nt
Organism: Ailuropoda melanoleuca (giant panda)
Lineage: Eukaryota; Metazoa; Chordata; Mammalia; Carnivora; Ursidae
Product: zinc finger protein 677
Exons: 6
Coding region: 1003-3189 (728 amino acids)
Biological process (GO): regulation of transcription by RNA polymerase II
Cellular component (GO): nucleus
Molecular function (GO): RNA polymerase II cis-regulatory region sequence-specific DNA binding; DNA-binding transcription activator activity, RNA polymerase II-specific
Source: RefSeq, a predicted model, not a curated record